GCUUGCACAACACACAGCUAGCGUCGCAGGAUUUUCCCGUCAAAAAAUGGUGUUUUUUUUACCGAAUAAAGCCGUUCCCGCGGAAGUCAUAACAAUAUGGAAUACGAAAGAAAACAAUUCGAUUAUUUUUUCAAUAGCCAAGAAACUAAGGAAACUAUUCACCAAGAGCAUGUCAGGAGAUUCUGACCGGGUUGAUCAGGACCUUGUCCAGGCACCUCAAACUGGUUUUAAGUCGUCUCCUUCCGUUUCGAUUGUACCCGGCCCAGUGUCAACGAGUGAAGACGUCCCGCAGUCAGCUUCAUUUGAUAAGAACAUAUCAAGGAAGCCCAGGAACUUAUUGAUUCCUUCYAUUUUGGUGUCUAUAUUAUGUUUCUGGCCUCUUGGAUUUGCAGCUAUUUGGCAAGCUGCAAAG
Molecule: messenger RNA, 412 nt
Organism: Actinia tenebrosa (Australian red waratah sea anemone)
Lineage: Eukaryota; Metazoa; Cnidaria; Anthozoa; Actiniaria; Actiniidae
Product: proline-rich transmembrane protein 1
Cellular component (GO): membrane
Source: RefSeq, a predicted model, not a curated record